Messenger RNA from Blastomyces dermatitidis ER-3, 1631 nucleotides. Its product is annotated as oxidoreductase. Gene Ontology annotation, molecular function: protein tyrosine phosphatase activity. The transcript has 3 exons. The coding region runs from base 322 to 831 and encodes 169 amino acids. Lineage: Eukaryota; Fungi; Ascomycota; Eurotiomycetes; Onygenales; Ajellomycetaceae. The record is from RefSeq and is a predicted model, not a curated record. Gene Ontology annotation, cellular component: cytoplasm; nucleus.
UGGUAGAAGGGCCGAUCAACCCGGGACCCCCAACAUUUUCACACCUCCAGCAGCCAGCCAAUGACAACUCAGUGAUGACAACCUUGUCCAACGCUCACAACGCUCAUUAAUAAUUAACAUAAACCUGUCGCAACAUCCAGCAGUGGAAUGGCGUAUAUCAACACAAUAACAAUAAGCACCGCAAUUCCCUUUGCACUCUUAGAGCCCAAAAGCUAGAUUCUUGACUUUUUAAGAUCUUUCCAUUAAAAGUCGAAUACUCCACCCAACAACCUUCACUCCCUUAAUAAUAUAUAUAUAUCUCGCAUCUGCCCGCGUUCGACCAUGACAACAGGAGCAGUAGCAGCUCCAGCUCCAGCGCCAACGCAAGAAACCCCCUGGCAUGAAGCAUUCCCAGCACCAAGGACCAAAGCUGCAGCCAUUUCACGCUCAGAAGUUCUUGGGUGGUUGAAGGAUGUCUCGAAAAAGAGUUCGCUGGUAGACUUUGUGCUGAUUGAUGUGAGAAGGGCGGACCAUGAGGGCGGCACAAUAUCCACAUCCAUAAACCUCCCUGCCCAAAGCCUCUACCCGUCCAUUCCCACUGUAUACUCGAUCUUCAAGCAGGCCGGUGUUAAGAAGGUCAUCUGGUAUUGCGGUUCAUCCCGCGGACGCGGAACCCGCACAAGCGGUUGGUUUGCAGAUUAUAUCCUGGAGAAAGAGGGUGAAAGUGCUGGAGGAAUGCAGAGUCUGGUAUUGGAGGGAGGGAUUAAGGGGUGGGUCGGUGCUGGGGAGGAGUAUGUGGAACACAUCGUCGGGUACAAGGCAUCCGCUUGGAAAGGCACAGAGGGUGCUUAGGAAUAAAAAAGACUAAGCGACGAGAUAGAAACCUCAGUUAACACUUGAAAUAUUCAAUGAGAAUAAAACAAAAAAAAUAUUUCUAUCGUUUGUCUAUGAUGAUAAUCGUACGCAGCUCACAGGGAAUAAAGAUAGGGUGGAAGUAUAAUGAGGGGUUAAUAAUAAAAUAUGAAAAUAAAACUAGGAACGCCAGAAACGGACAAAAUAGAUAGCGUCAAGAUAUUACCCACCACCCGGAGGUAAAUUAUUCAGGAAUGAGCUUGAAACAAUCGAGAAAAUACUUGCGCAAAAGAAGUGAAAUGAUCAAGAGGGGUGCAGAGACCACCUGGAGGCUACAAAUUUUUGAUAGCCUUGAGCAGAACAUCCAUACCCCUUUCAGUUAUAGCACCUUGACCGUCUCCCGCCUCCACAUUACUCUUAUCUUUCAGCACCCAUGCAACAUCACUCCACCAUCCCAAACCAAUGAGCCCACCCCCUUUCCUGCGCUCAAGGCUUUCUUUCAACCGGCUGGUAUGCUCCCACUGCUUCGCGGCAACUUCUGCUCGCUCAACCACCUUGUCCGGAAUGCCGCACAUGGAAGCACAGUGCAUGCCGAAGCUUCCUUCCGCAACACCAUCUUCGAGUUUAUAUAGGAACGUAACACGCUUCUCUUCGUCAUCCACAUGGAUGCGCAUUCGUCGCGGGGCUAUCUCAGGAUGCCCUUCGAAUUCAGCAGUGAGUGAGUGAUAAUGGGUCGCGAAAAAGCCCAGCGCUCCAAUGUGAGUUGCAACAUGGUGAAGAACAGCUUGGGCCACCGCCAC